Molecule: messenger RNA, 1152 nt
Organism: Cuscuta epithymum
Lineage: Eukaryota; Viridiplantae; Streptophyta; Magnoliopsida; Solanales; Convolvulaceae
Source: the annotation of a GenBank genome assembly
UUUUCCCCGUUUUAACCGGGUCAGGUGCGGGUAUCAUCGGUUCACUGUUAGGGGUGAAACAAAUCACACUCAGCCCGACGACGGCCCAAUUUUUUUAAUGAAAUCCGCCCAAACUGAAAGUCACCAUCGACCAUUUCCCCCUCAUCCCGUCCCCAAUAGCUACCGUAGUCCCGUAGGAGCCGACCGCCCGUCCAUCACCGUCAACGGCGUAGUUCUCCGCCGACCGUACCUCCCGCGGCCCGCCGUCUCUCCCAGCCUGCAGGCACUCCGCCAGUAGCUGGCCAUUUGCUAGAUCCGCCCCUGCUACUGCCGUUCAGGAUUCAGUAGUUCCAUUCACUGAUUAACCUGUCACACAAUAAUGGGUUGGAAAGCUGCUCAGAAAUUAAUACAUCACUGGAAGAUUCUCAGAGGUGACAAUGUUAUGAUUAUUAGAGGCAAAGACAAAGGUGCGACUGGAAUCAUUAAGCGUGUAAUACGUUCACAGAAUCGUGUUAUUGUUGAGGGGAAAAACCUGGUUAAGAAGCAUAUUAAACAAGGACAAGGCCAUGAAGGAGGAAUAUUUACAGUUGAAGCUCCAUUGCAUGUCUCUAAUGUGCAGGUUCUAGAUCCAGUGACAGAGCGACCAUGCAAAGUUGGAAUCAGGUACUUGGAAGAUGGUACUAAAGUAAGAGUUUCUAGAGGUAUUGGAGCAUCAUGCUCUAUUAUUCCACGUCCUGAGAUCUUGAAGAUAAGGACUACACCAAGACCAUCAGUUGCUGGUCCCAAGGACACUCCAUUGGAAGAUGUCAUGGAAAGGACAUAUAACCCGAAAACUGGGAGAGGCAUGCCCGAUCUUUAAAAAAUGCUACUAUGCUUGGUUUCAUCUUCACAGCUUUGGAUGCAGUGAAGUAGUAAGAGAGAAUGACACAAGUUGGAGCUUUUGUUUUUGUCGUAAAGUUGGAGCUUAGAUAACCAUUGCAGCAUGUAUUGGUGGUUUCUGUGAUAAUAAUUUGGAAGUAUGAGAUGUUUCAUAAACAUAAUUGCAAAUGCGCCACUUCUGCCUCUCAUAAUGUUUUUGGGUUAGGGAACUCGGACCCAUCUUAAACAAGUUGUGCAUUAAAAUCUAAUACGGAGUAAUAGGUAUGAAUUGUGAAGUCAUUUGUUUAUUCCUCG